CUCCGCCCCUCCCCUGAAUGACUGUUUGUUGGUCAAAAACUUGCUAGAUACCUAUCGACUGACUGAUUAUUUGGCUGCUUACCUACUACAGUUAAAUAUACUUUAACAUCUUUUAAAGCCAGAACUUAUAAAGCUAUCUCCAAACAGAAUGGCUAAAAGUGAGGCAGAGGAGAUGAUAGAAAUAGAGAUCGAUGAACGGGGGAAACAGGCAUGCCUGGAGGAAGGUGUUGAGGAGCAGACAAUCACAGCAUCUGAUUUGAUUCAGCAAGAUAUCGACAUCAAUGAACCUAUUGGCAAUUUGAAGAAACUUUUGGAGCCUCGCAUCCAAAUCGCACUGGAUUCAUUUGAAAUCUGCUUGCAAGACAUUCAGCUUCACCCAGAUCACAGCCUUUUUGACCAGGGAGUGAAGACAGACGGCACAGUGCAGCUCAGUCUGCAGAUCAUAACCAAACCAGGGGAAGAAAAGCUGAACAUUUUGGAAAUAGUUAAGCCAGUGGAAACAGUAGAAGUUGUGAUUGAUCCAGAUGCAGCAGGAGAGGAGGGAGCUCUGGUGGAGGAGGGACAGCUCAUUGCUGUAGAGCGGUCUUCUCUGUCUGAUGAGACUUCAGAGCAGGUUACACGUUGGGCUGCAGCUCUUGAAGGCUAUCGCAAAGAGCAGGUCCGGCUUGGCAUACCAUAUGACCCCCUGCUGUGGACAGCUGAUCAGGUGAUCCACUGGGCUGUGUGGGUAAUGAAGGAGUUUAACAUUGAUGAGAUGGAAAUCGGCAGCAUUCAUAUCCCAGGCAGAGAUCUCUGCAGUUUCAGCCAAGAGGAGUUUCUUCAGAAAGUGCCAAAUGGAGAAAUCUUGUGGAGUCACCUGGAACUCCUGCGCAAAUAUGUACUGGCCAGCCAGGACCAGUCUGGAGGUGACGCCACUGUUACUAUUGACCAACCUGUGCAGAUAAUACCAGCUCAAGUGAGUACACCUACUGCUAUAAAGGUACUGAAGCAGAGCCGUGGCCCCAGAGCUCCCCGUAUUUCAGGAGAAGAGCGCAGUUCACCUGGCAACCGCACAGGUAACAACGGUCAGAUCCAGUUGUGGCAGUUCCUGCUGGAGCUGCUGACAGACAAAGACUCAAGAGACUGCAUCUCCUGGGUGGGUGAGGAGGGAGAGUUCAAACUCAACCAGCCUGAGCUUGUGGCGCAGAAGUGGGGUCAGCGCAAAAACAAACCUACCAUGAACUAUGAAAAGCUCAGCCGAGCCCUCAGGUAUUACUACGAUGGGGACAUGAUAAGCAAGGUGCAGGGCAAGCGCUUUGUCUACAAGUUUGUUUGCGACCUGAGGACUCUGAUUGGCUACAGUGCCGCUGAGCUCAACAGCCUGGUGACUGAGUGCGAGCAGAAGAAACUAGCUCGCAUGCAGAUACACGGCAUUGGGCAACCCAUCACUACAGUGACCCUAGCCACCACUGCCACACUAGACAAGGACAGCUGAAGAUUGCAUUGCAGCACUCCUAUGUUGCCACAUGCAAAGCGUGCCCUCCACUGCUGAUUGGACAUCACACACGUCAAUUAGACACAAAGAUGCAAGAUUCCUGAUCAGUGUGGAUUAACAUUAUCAUCUUUAAAGUUUCAUUCAGUUUACACUGAGGCAGAUAACAUUUUCUAGCUUUUCUUUGAGAGGUGUGUUCAUAAUGAGAGAAUGACUGAUUGCUCGUUGUGUGACUGAAUGCUUGAGUGUGACUGAAAACCCAAUUAAGAGCUUGUUCUUUACCUGUCUGUAGAUCAGGAUUGUUUCCACUGUAUAUACCAAUACUUCGUGUUUUUGAUAGCCACAGGGCAAGUGUAUUUUCAUAUUUUCCAUUUAUAAAAGACCUGUUUUGUAUUUUAUUUAGUGUCCAUUCCCUAAAUUGUUGGACUCUUUUCGUCCACUAGGGGGAAUAAAGUGACAAGCAUUUUCCAAAUAGCUGUGUGCAAGGUGUGAAUAUUUUCAGGGUUGCAUAAGUCACCAGUUAAGAGACCAAGCCAGGCACUUGUAUGUACAUUCAAAACUUUAUUCAUGGUAUGGUGCGUGUAGAAAGCUUUUUCUUACUCUAAGCAAAUGUUUCAUUGAACUACAUCUAGAGGAAGGUCACUGAAACAAUGAGGAAAAAACAUUUUUAAUCACUAAGCUCCAAAGACAGCCUGAGUGACCAUCAAUACAAACUUUAAACAUUCACCUGAUUAAGAGCUUCAGUUAGUGUCUUUACAUUUAUAAAGGUGAUAUGUGUUGUAUCUUUUUAAUGAUGCAGAAUAUGUCACAUUCAUGUUGACCAUUAAUAUAUGACAAGGUGAACAUGUCUGUUGGAGGGCGAUGUGGUCAUUUGUUGCCUCUUUGAUGACAUUUACAGACUUGACAAAUAUGCGGGCAAAGAAAUAUUCACCACAAGACAAACAGAAGCACUGUACAUGUAUACACAGCAAAUGUAGAAAAAUAGUGUUUGAGAUUUGGUGAAGGAAUAUGUGGAAAGCUUUUGGAAACCAUCUCUCUAGGCCCAAUAAUUCUUACCUGUUAAAUAUGCACAGACUCCUGCACUGUACAAUAUUGCUGGCGCAUUGAGAGUACAAACGCAAGCCUAAAAACAUUUGGGGGAUUUA
Messenger RNA from Melanotaenia boesemani (Boeseman's rainbowfish), 2616 nucleotides. It is a transcript of the gene gabpa, whose product is annotated as GA binding protein transcription factor subunit alpha. Gene Ontology annotation, cellular component: nucleus. Lineage: Eukaryota; Metazoa; Chordata; Actinopteri; Atheriniformes; Melanotaeniidae. Gene Ontology annotation, molecular function: DNA-binding transcription factor activity, RNA polymerase II-specific; sequence-specific DNA binding. The coding region runs from base 149 to 1474 and encodes 441 amino acids. The transcript has 10 exons. The record is from RefSeq and is a predicted model, not a curated record. Gene Ontology annotation, biological process: cell differentiation; regulation of transcription by RNA polymerase II.